Messenger RNA from Cyclocybe aegerita, 732 nucleotides. NCBI's taxonomy places the organism in Eukaryota, Fungi, Basidiomycota, Agaricomycetes, Agaricales, Hemipholiotaceae. The record is from the annotation of a GenBank genome assembly.
UGUCUGUCAACGCUGUCGAGAUAUAUCACGGAUUCAGAAGCCCUAUGCCACUGUUCCUGGUCAAACGUAUCUCUGUGCACGUCCUUCGAGCCCUUUGCUACUUGCACGAAGAAUGCCACCUCAUUCAUACUGGUAUCAAAGGGGAUAACAUCCUCAUGAGUGGCGCUCCCUCCGGAAUAGAGGAGACAAGCAUUCAAGUCACUAUACCUGAGCUGGCGUCUGCGACAUUCAAGCUCGCUGAUUUCGGGGAAGGUAAUAGCGUCUCCGAUCACUUUGCGAAGCUCAUUCAGCCCGAGGCUCUGCGUUCUCCAGAGGUGAUCAUUAAAGCGCCCUGGGAUACGAAGACCGACAUAUGGAAUUUCGGUGCCUUGGUGUACCAAUUUGCUCGAGGAGCUCAACUGUUUGACCCUCACUGGGAUACUCAGAGAACCGGCAUGAGCAGAUCUCAAACUCAUAUUGCCCAAAUUGUAGGCCUCCUGGGACAGUUUCCACGCGAGCUGUUGGACAAAGGAGAGAACUCCAACCGUUAUUUCGAUCGCGACGGCCGCCUGUUACGUGGCGGGGACCUCUACGGCAUAACAAUUCAGGACCUGCUUCGCAGAGCCAAUCACCCACCUGAAGAACUUCCCCUCCUGGCCGACUUUUUGUUGCGAGCAUUAACCAUUGACCCGGAAGAGCGGUGGUCAGCAAGUCAAUUGCUCAAGCAUUCGUGGCUCGAGGAUGUUGCCUAAG